Messenger RNA from Juglans regia (Persian walnut), 2794 nucleotides. Its product is annotated as probable cytosolic oligopeptidase A. NCBI's taxonomy places the organism in Eukaryota, Viridiplantae, Streptophyta, Magnoliopsida, Fagales, Juglandaceae. Gene Ontology annotation, molecular function: metalloendopeptidase activity. Gene Ontology annotation, cellular component: chloroplast. The record is from RefSeq and is a predicted model, not a curated record. Gene Ontology annotation, biological process: peptide metabolic process; proteolysis. The transcript is spliced from 17 exons. The coding region runs from base 41 to 2437 and encodes 798 amino acids.
AACAAAACAGAGUAGACAAGGUCAUAGGAAACAAAGGGAAAUGAAGGCCGCAUCUGCGAUACCAAAGAGACGAAUACUCGGAGCCCUUCUUCCAAUAAUAGUUAACACGUUGUUGGCAUCACGCAUCUGUGUCACCCAAUCAGUCUACCCGCUACUAAAGCGCACUCCACCUCCCCUUUUAUCUCCCAAACAAUUCUCCAGUCCCUGCCACCUCUGUUCUUUUUCCUUCUCCUCCUCCUCCUGCCUCCCGGCACUCCACAGGCCCACUUGUACAGCUCCUUGGCUUUCUCAUUCUUGCUCUUCGCUUUCUUCUCUACCAAUGGCCGCCACUUCGGCUGUGGAACUACCCAUCGAAGCCAACCCCCUUCUUCUAGAUUUUGAAUUCCCCCCGUUCGAUGUCGUUGAAGCCAAACACGUUUCCCCCGGGAUCCGUGCCCUCUUGAAGAAGCUUGAGGAUGAUUUGGUGGAAUUGGAGCGCAAAGUGGAGCCUUCAUGGCCGAAGUUGGUUGAGCCAUUGGAGAAGAUUGUAGACCGUUUGACUGUGGUCUGGGGGAUUGUCAAUCAUCUGAAAGCUGUCAAGGAUUCUCCCGAGCUCCGUUCUGCCAUUGAAGAAGUUCAGCCAGAGAAGGUUAAGUUUCAGCUGAGGUUGGGACAAAGUAAAGCAAUUUACAAUGCGUUUAAAGCUAUUCAAGAAUCUCCUGGUUGGCAGUCACUGAGUGAUGCUCAUAAACGUAUCGUGGAAUUACAGUUAAGGGAAGCGAUUCUUAAUGGUGUUUCUCUUGAAGAUGAUAAAAGAGACCAAUUUAACAAAAUUGAGCAGGAAUUGGAAAGAUUAUCUCAAAAAUUUGACGAGAAUGUUUUGGAUGCCACAAAGAAGUUUGAAAAACUAAUUAUGGAUAAGAAAGAAAUAGAAGGAUUGCCUGCUACUGCUCUUGGAUUGGCUGCACAGACAGCAGUGUCUAAGGGUUAUGAAAAUGCUAAUGCUGAGAAUGGGCCUUGGAUAAUAACGCUGGAUGGUCCAAGUUUUAUGUCUAUUAUGCAACAUGCUCGAAAUCGAUCUUUGCGUGAAGAAGUCUACCGUGCUUAUGUAACGCGUGCCUCAAAUGGAGAUUUGGAUAAUACGGCAAUAAUUGACCAGAUUUUGAAACUUAGGUUGGAGAAGGCUAAGCUUCUCAAUUAUAACAAUUAUGCUGAGGUAAGCAUGGCAACCAAAAUGGCUACUGUUGAAAAAGCAGAAGAGCUUCUAGAAAAACUUCGCAGUGCUUCAUGGAAUGCUUCAGUUCAAGAUAUGAAUGACAUUAGAAGUUUUGCCAAGAAUCAAGGUGCAGUAGAAGCUGAUGAUUUGAGCCAUUGGGACGUCAACUUUUGGAGUGAGAGGCUUCGUGAAUCAAAAUUUGACAUCAAUGAGGAAGAACUGCGCCCAUUCUUCUCCUUGCCAAAGAUUAUGGAUGGCCUGUUUAACCUUGCAAAUACACUCUUUGGAAUUGAGGUUGAGAAAGCUGAUGGUUUAGCUCCGGUUUGGAACAAUGAUGUUAGAUUCUAUCGUGUCAAAGAUUCUUCAGGUAGUCCCAUUGCAUACUUCUAUUUUGAUCCAUAUACCCGUUCAUCUGAGAAAAGGGGAGGUGCAUGGAUGGAUGAGGUUGUUGGUCGAAGUCGCGUGCUGUCACGUGAUGGCUCCUCUGUAAGGUUGCCUGUUGCCCACAUGGUGUGCAAUCAAUCGCCUCCAGUGGGGAACAAACCAAGCCUAAUGACAUUCCGUGAGGUUGAGACUGUCUUCCAUGAAUUUGGUCAUGCUCUUCAGCAUAUGCUGACCAAGGAGGAUGAGGGUCUAGUUGCUGGUAUUCGGGGGAUAGAGUGGGAUGCCGUUGAAUUACCUUCUCAGUUCAUGGAAAACUGGUGUUAUCACAGGGAUACUUUGAUGGCCAUUGCAAAGCAUUACGAAACUGGGGAGAGUCUCCCUGAAGAAGUAUAUUUGAAGCUUGUUGCAGCUAGGACUUUUCGUGCCGGCUCACUAAGUCUUCGUCAGUUAAGAUUUGCAAAUCUAGAUUUGGAGCUGCAUACGAAGUAUGUUCCUGGUGGGUCAGAAUCCAUCUAUGAUAUUGAUAGGAGGGUUUCUGAACGAACACAAGUGAUCCCUCCGCUACCAGAAGACAAUUUCCUUUGUGGUUUCAGCCAUAUAUUUGCAGGUGGAUAUGCAGCUGGAUACUACAGUUACAAGUGGGCUGAGGUGUUGUCAGCAGAUGCCUUCUCUGCAUUCGAGGAUGCUGGACUGGAUGACAGCAAGGCUGUGAAAGAAACAGGGCACAAGUUCCGAGAGACUAUCCUUGCACUUGGAGGUGGUAAAGCACCCCUAGAGGUAUUUGUGGAAUUCCGUGGGCGUGAACCUUCACCGGAGGCACUGCUCCGGCACAAUGGACUAUUGUCAGCCUCUGCAUAAUAUUCAUUGUGUAGCAAAUGCAGGUUUCUUUGUUGGAUCUUUCAUUUCCACCCCCAAAUGAAAAGACCCCAGAAUAAAUUUCAAGCCAUAAUCGCUACCCGUGGUGGUCUUGAUUGUAUAAGCAUUCUAGGUGAUUUUUUCAGUAUUUGUUAAAAUGAAUUGCCAAUUCAUGUCUCUUUGUUAAAAUUCCCGAAUGGAGAGGAUCAGAUCUUUGUCUCAAUUGAAGAAAGAAAUGGAAGGAACAAAGUAAUAACCUCAUAAACGUGUUCUUAUGUUCAGCCCUUGUGCUACCCGACUAUUUGUCAACCCUUCAUCUUCAUCAGAUUCAUUAUAAAAUAUAAUUUCCUCUUCCAAAAA